Molecule: messenger RNA, 1204 nt
Organism: Sphaeroforma arctica JP610
Lineage: Eukaryota; Ichthyosporea; Ichthyophonida
Exons: 7
Coding region: 24-1175 (383 amino acids)
Biological process (GO): potassium ion import across plasma membrane; regulation of monoatomic ion transmembrane transport
Cellular component (GO): plasma membrane
Molecular function (GO): inward rectifier potassium channel activity
Source: RefSeq, a predicted model, not a curated record
CAAAUCCGGAACUGGAUAGAAACAUGGAGGUACCGGCAAUUAUAACUAGUCCGCAAAUACCUUCGUUAUAUAGGCAGGAUGAUACAGAAAUGACAAGACAUACAUACACUCGACUGGUAAACAAUGCCGGUAGGAUUGCGCUUGUCAGAGAAGGUGUGAGCCCCUUCAGCAAAGACUUCUAUCACGCGUUCAUCGACUUAACCUGGUGGAAGUUAAUGCUCGUGUCGCUUGCCUUCUACGUGUCUACAAUCGUCCUAUUUGGUUUGCUAUACUAUGCCAGUGGUGGUGUAUAUGUGUCCAAAGCGAACAGUCAAAUGAAGGCAAACUUCAUGGAAUGCUUCUGGUUCUCGGUACAAACGGAAGACACGAUUGGCUAUGGAGUACUUCAUCCUGUGUCUCACUUGAGCAACAUCGUAGCAUGUACGCAGUCUUACAGCAAUCUGCUCUUCUCCGCGAUUCAAUACGGCAUAGUGUUUGCGAAGAUAUCGCGGCCGAGUCGAUUGAAGCACAACUUUGUCCACAGUAGUGUUGCCUUGGUGACCGAGAAGGAGCCAUCGUUCUUCAUGGAUCCGAAUGAGAGUCCCGAUUCUGGCAUUGGCGAGUACAAAGCUGGUAGGCGGUGUUUGGUAUUCCGGUUCGUCAAUGCAAGGCUGUCCGUUCUCUGCGAGCCGAAGUUCACUCUCCUGUGUGCGUGUCCAGACUCUCAAACGGAUGCGUUCGUCACUACGCACGAGCUAGCCUUCGAAUUGAAUCGCCAAAAGGGGCGUGCUCGGUUCAUGGAUUUGAGUAAGCCUUACCUUGGACUGCCCUGGCAGGUGGUACACCCCAUCGACGAGAAUUCUCCGCUGUUUGGAAAGUCGGCCGCAGACCUGGCAGCCAUGCGUGUUGAGAUCAUUGCGGUUGUCGACGGUAUUGACGAGGUGGUAUCAGACAACGUGCAAGUGAAAUGGUCAUACCUUGCGUCUGAUCUGAUCUGGGAUGCUAAUCGGUUUACGCCUAUGGUCUUUACGGGUGUUCCCGAUGACGAAGCUGACGAGAUCGAGGCCAUGGGUGAAAGCACACCAUUGCUCAACCAGACAGAAGAUCGGCACCCUAACAUCACAUCCGAUGUACCCGCUUCUGAGCAAGCAUACAUCGUAGACGUCGCGCUUAUCAGCCAGUACGAGAAAAGCUGAUCGUAUUCCAUUCGAAAGAACUAUGCCUG